AAUCUCCGCAUCUCAAGCAAAGGACAAGCCUCGAGCUCAAAUCCAAAACCACGAAACGCUGAUCAGAUUUGUGUAUAUAAGGAGGCAGAUGGCACACGAAGCCUGUGUAUGGUUGUUGAAUACAAACCAUCUCAUAAGCUGUCGGUCUUCAAUCUACGGGCUGGGCUUUUGCGAGCUGACGAAGGGUCUAUGAAUAUUCCCGAGGAAGUCAUCAAUCGGGUCACAAUACCGACUGAUCCAGAGGCCAAGUUUGUGUACCACUCUGAGUGGCUGACGGCAGCAGCUCUAUCGCAAACGUAUACAUACAUGAUUGAAAACGGGCUCAAAUAUAGCAAAUUGGGUACGGGAGAAGCCGAUGUUUUCCUUCUCAUCAAGGAGGAAGAACCACAUACGCUCUACUAUCACCUCGCAGAACCCAACAUCGAAGCCGAAGCGCAGAGUGAGGUCGAUACUGUACUCUGUCGCACGGCAGUGAGCCAGACCCUAACCUUCUCCCUAAUGGCACUGGACUCGAAGCCUCGCAACCAAAAAUGGCGAAAUCAUACGCUAGAGACUGCUUGUAGGGCUGUGAUCGAUCACGAGACCAUCUUACAACAGAUACCCGCUGAAGAGAAGACGUUGACUCCUCCGCCCUCGGUCUUUCAUGCACGAAUCUAUCCUUUCGAGCGGUCGCCGAUCAUGCUAAGACCCAGAAAGUUACGGAAGGCAAGGAAUAGCUGUGGCUCUGUAAACAUAAUUGUACACGAAGAUCCACAGAGUCCGUCUGGCUCAUCGGAUGAGACCUCAGACAUUGAAACUCCAAGCAAGCAAAGGGCUCAUACGCACCAGUCUAAUGUCGGUCAGGUGCGUCCCGUCAGAAAAUCACAGGCAGCCGAAGAGAGCGAUGUCUGCCACCGCCAAUACUGCACACAAGCCUGCUUGUUAGGGCUUGUGCGAAAACGUCCCUUGGACGAUGCUUGUCCGAAUGUCAAUGCACAUCGUGCUCAUAAGACUGGCAACUACCAUGCUUUAGAGCAGAAAUCCCUUAUCAAACUUAUGUCCCGCCAACUCGCCGAAAACCCCGACAAUGGGUGUGAGCCACUUGGAAAACAAGGCGCCUGUGGGGCUCUGUUCAGACUGACGCUUGAAUGGUAUGGAUAUACUUUCGUUGCCAAAGGGACUGUGACGGCAUUCGAGGCUAAGUUGAAGCACGAAGGGUUGGUCUACCAACACCUGAACGAAGUUCAAGGAGAGCUUAUACCCGUCUACCUUGGGAACAUCUCUCUCGUCUGCCCCUACUUUCUGGACGUUGGAGUUAGAAUAGUUCACAUGCUACUAAUGUCAUGGGCAGGCGAGCAGGCACGCAACGAUUCGAUGUUAGCCAUGGGACGGGAUUUGGCUACGGAAACAAACAGGGCAGUUACAAAGAUGUUAGAUUGCGGAGUAGAGCAUCGCGAUGUGCGACCGCCGAAUAUUCUAUGGAAUUCUGAAGGUCGAAAGGUGAUACUGGUGGAUUUUGAGCGUUCAGAGAUUUUCUCGGUCUUUCAUGCACGAAUCUAUCCUUUCGAGCGGUCGCCGAUCAUGCUAAGACCCAGAAAGUUACGGAAGGCAAGGAAUAGCUGUGGCUCUGUAAACAUAAUUGUACACGAAGAUCCACAGAGUCCGUCUGGCUCAUCGGAUGAGACCUCAGACAUUGAAACUCCAAGCAAGCAAAGGGCUCAUACGCACCAGUCUAAUGUCGGUCAGGUGCGUCCCGUCAGAAAAUCACAGGCAGCCGAAGAGAGCGAUGUCUGCCACCGCCAAUACUGCACACAAGCCUGCUUGUUAGGGCUUGUGCGAAAACGUCCCUUGGACGAUGCUUGUCCGAAUGUCAAUGCACAUCGUGCUCAUAAGACUGGCAACUACCAUGCUUUAGAGCAGAAAUCCCUUAUCAAACUUAUGUCCCGCCAACUCGCCGAAAACCCCGACAAUGGGUGUGAGCCACUUGGAAAACAAGGCGCCUGUGGGGCUCUGUUCAGACUGACGCUUGAAUGGUAUGGAUAUACUUUCGUUGCCAAAGGGACUGUGACGGCAUUCGAGGCUAAGUUGAAGCACGAAGGGUUGGUCUACCAACACCUGAACGAAGUUCAAGGAGAGCUUAUACCCGUCUACCUUGGGAACAUCUCUCUCGUCUGCCCCUACUUUCUGGACGUUGGAGUUAGAAUAGUUCACAUGCUACUAAUGUCAUGGGCAGGCGAGCAGGCACGCAACGAUUCGAUGUUAGCCAUGGGACGGGAUUUGGCUACGGAAACAAACAGGGCAGUUACAAAGAUGUUAGAUUGCGGAGUAGAGCAUCGCGAUGUGCGACCGCCGAAUAUUCUAUGGAAUUCUGAAGGUCGAAAGGUGAUACUGGUGGAUUUUGAGCGUUCAGAGAUUUUGAAGCAGAUGCCGAUUCUCCAGGAGAUAUCGCCUAAUCGGAAGCGGAAGCAUCUGUACCUCGCCGAUACGGCAUCGUGUAGUAGCCAACAUCACCACCAGCGUUUCAUUAGUGCUGUUACAUGA
This is a messenger RNA of Hymenoscyphus albidus, 2520 nucleotides long. The record is from the annotation of a GenBank genome assembly. NCBI's taxonomy places the organism in Eukaryota, Fungi, Ascomycota, Leotiomycetes, Helotiales, Helotiaceae.